Cyphellophora europaea CBS 101466 is the source of this 1155-nucleotide messenger RNA. RefSeq lists its product as uncharacterized. Gene Ontology annotation, molecular function: protein binding. The coding region runs from base 1 to 1155 and encodes 384 amino acids. Lineage: Eukaryota; Fungi; Ascomycota; Eurotiomycetes; Chaetothyriales; Cyphellophoraceae. The transcript has a single exon. The record is from RefSeq and is a predicted model, not a curated record.
AUGGCACAAAGUCCGGCGAUUCCAACAUUCAUCCUUCGCGGCCAUACCUCUCCCGUUCACGCGCUUCUCUUCCUCGCUGCUAAUACACAUCUCGCCUCCGGCGACAGCGAUGGCUGGCUCGUCAUAUGGAGUGUGGCGAGCAAACGUCCUGUUGCUGUCUGGAAGGCCCAUGCUGUUGGUAUCGCAGGCAUGAAGUCGUGGGGUCAGACUCGAUUGAUUACCCACGGGCGAGACCACAAGUUGCGAAUAUGGAAGUUGGCGCUUGCUGAACACACCCUCAGCAAAACGCUUCCCGUGGAAGGUGCCCGCGAUGAUCAGCCGCAGCCAUGGCUUGUCCAUUCGAUAGACAUGAGUGCUCUCAAUUUUUGCGACUUUGCUACGUGUGAGGAGCCGGCGGACAUGGCAGUCCAAGGCGAAGCUGGGAUCCUCAUUGCGAGCCCAAAUGCUCUCGAUAAUGGCGGCGUGGACGUGUUCCAGCUUCCAAGAGAACAGCGUGUAUCGCAGAUGUCAUCUGACAAGACACUGAAUACCGGCAUGGUCAUGUCCGUUGCGCUCUACAACGACUCUGGCACUUUUCAUCUAAUAUGCGGCUACGAAGAUGGACAGGUCGCGAUACACCGACACCAAGGCGGAUUUGAUCAAGGUCGUCCACAAUGGAAGAGAGACAGCUUGCUCAAACUCCACUCGCAGCCAGUAUUGUCACUGGCAAUGUCACCUUUUCGGGAUUUCUUUCUGACGUCCUCAGCGGAUGCAAAGAUCGUGAGGACUGCGUUCAAUCCUACCACUACAGAUGCUUCGAACGCAUCACGCAAGUCCAUCGACACCAAGCAUGCGGGCCAGCAAGGACUGUCUAUACGCUCCGACGGCAGAAUAUUCGCAACAGCUGGUUGGGAUGCACGCGUGCGGGUCUAUUCAGCGAAGACUCUGAAGGAACUAGCGGUCUUGAAAUGGCACAAGGAAGGCUGCUACUCGACCGCAUUCGCGGAUGUGGAUUCGCCCUCGGACUCUGCUGUUGUAGCAGACAACGGUGAGCACGCAUUAAUCAGGUCAGCGCUUGAUAUCAUCAGGCAGGAACGGAAUGCAAAAGCUCAGACAACGCAUUGGCUUGCCGCCGGUGGGAAAGAUGGCAAAAUAUCUCUUUGGAACAUCUACUGA